AUGGCUGGCAUCAAUCUCUUUUACAUCUUGACCGUGAUUGUCAUUGCCAGCGGGUCUAUCCCUAAAGGUUACGAUGAAGGUGGAUUUGCUGCCGUGGCAGACAUGCCGUCUUUCUUGCUAGACUAUGGCCUUUCACGAAGACAAUGGGGGGGCACGAGGGAAGAGCUCAUCUCUACCAAGGCCAACAUCACGUCGUUUGGCGUGUUGGGGGCGGCUUUCGGCGCCAUCGUUGCGUUAGCCAUUACGGACCGGAUUGGUCGUCUGCGCACAUGGCAGACCUUUAUGGCUAUUUGGAUGACUGGCUUUUUCAUUACUAUUUUUGCGUCUGGGAUACUGGGGCUUCUGCUGUUCUCACGGCUGUUGUCCGGCCUUGGUGCCGGCGGCUUGACGGUUGUAUCCCCUCUGUAUCUCACCGAAAUUGCCCGAAGCAAGAAUCGAGGCAUGGUCGUCUCCGUUUAUAUGGUGCUACUGCUAUCCUUUCUCAUGUUUGGCUUCUUCAUCAGCUAUGGGGCCAGAAGGUCCCUACCUCCCACCAGGGAACAAUACCGCGUCGUCUUGGGUGUGCCUUUGAUUCCGGGAGGCGUUGCUUUGAUAUUUUCGUGUUUUAUCAAGGAUACCCCCCGCUGGCUUGCGUCCAAGGGUCGCAACGAAGAGGCCUUGUGGGUGUUGUCUAGGUUGCGAAAGGCCCCGAUUGACGAUGCAGCCGUCAGAGAGGAGUACGCGCAGAUCAUUGAGCAGGUGCGAGAUGCGAAGCAAAGACUGUCUGACACGUCAACUUGGACAAUUGUCAAGGAAGUUGCCACCAUCUCCAGCUAUCGUAACCGAUUUCUCCUGGGUCUUGCCAUGCAAACAAUUGCUCAGUGGACUGGUGGCAAUGGUAUAACAUACUACAUCCCCAUGAUCUUCCGAAUUGCUGGCGUCCGCGGAGAAAAUCUAUCUCUGGUUACCUCGGGCGCAUAUGGUGCGCUCAAGCUUGUCUUUACCAUGAUAUUUACGUGGGGCCUCAUUGACAUCCUUGGUCGGCGAGUCUGUUUUAUGAGCGGCCUUGCUAUCCAGGGCGUUACACACGUCUACAUGGCCGUAUACACGGGCAUUUGGCUGCAUGCUCAUAACAAGGCUGCAUCCGAUGCUGCCAUUGCUUCCGUUUUCAUAUAUGCCGUCGGGUGGUCCAUUGGGCUCUGCACCAUCCAGUAUCUGUAUGGCACAGAGAUCCUGCCCACGCGUAUCAGAAGCGUGUGCUACGCAACAAAUAUGACGGUCCACUGGUUUUUCCAAUUCGCAGUGGUGCGUUCGACGCCGCCCAUGCUUGACAAGCUGGAUAUUUGGGGCGCGUAUGUGUUCUGGGCAUGCAUCUGCUUCACCGGACUGGUGCUGCUUGGCCUCUGGGCUCCAGAGACCAAGGGCGUCCCGAUGGAGAGGAUGGAUGAGCUUUUUGCGGGGCCGUGGUACAUGGGAUGGAAGGCCAAGUUGGGCCCACAGCGCGAUGCAGAAGACGAAAUACUUGGGAGACGGACGUCGCAAGACCUGGACAGCAGCGUUGAAGCUGUGCAAGUGAGUGGGCAGAGGUUUGUGACAAAGCAUCCUUGA
Trichoderma asperellum CBS 433.97 is the source of this 1587-nucleotide messenger RNA. RefSeq lists its product as uncharacterized. Gene Ontology annotation, biological process: carbohydrate transport; transmembrane transport. Lineage: Eukaryota; Fungi; Ascomycota; Sordariomycetes; Hypocreales; Hypocreaceae. Gene Ontology annotation, molecular function: carbohydrate:proton symporter activity. The record is from RefSeq and is a predicted model, not a curated record. Gene Ontology annotation, cellular component: membrane.